Aspergillus steynii IBT 23096 is the source of this 4389-nucleotide messenger RNA. RefSeq lists its product as uncharacterized. The record is from RefSeq and is a predicted model, not a curated record. The transcript is spliced from 5 exons. The coding region runs from base 154 to 4134 and encodes 1326 amino acids. Lineage: Eukaryota; Fungi; Ascomycota; Eurotiomycetes; Eurotiales; Aspergillaceae.
CCUCCCCCGCCGUCCACUCGCCCCGUUGCAUGCCCCCGUGUACUUUCGUCGACAUUUAACACUGGGGCUUCUCUCGCCCGUGGGCCUUUUUUUCAGACUCCAUCCGUAUUUCUGCGCCGUGUAUCCCGUCGGAUCGCCUUUGUUUACAUCGCCAUGGCCGCUGCCGGCGCGAGGGCGCAGAAGCCGGUGGGCUCUGCCGCAUGGAUCUCGACCGAAAAAGAGAACGUGACGCAGCUGGUGGAUCAGGAGAUGGAAGAAGUUGAAUACCCAGUGCGCCAUGAAAUGGAUUGGUUGAACGAACAUAUGUCCGAGAUCUUUUCCAACAAUCAAUUCAAUUUCACAGAAGCGUUUAAGACGCCUGGCAAGCUCAGGGGCAAAACGCCUCGCACUGCCCGUAAGCGAGACGCAAACGAACCUCGACUGCCGUUGAGUGAAGUCUUUUCUUCCUCCCACAAGCGCGUCGAGAACAAGUUCAAUGCUAGCCCGGCAGCUCAUCGAUCGCCUACAAAGGCCAUUGCCCCUCCUACUUUAGCCCCUAGUCCAACCAAGGCCAAAAACAGCACCGAGACUGCGUCGCAUCCCGAGUACCCCGACCUGAGCAAAAAUCUCAACUCUUUCCCCAAAUACAACACCGACUCGGGCUAUCAUGGCAUGCAAGAUGACGAGGAGGAAGAAGAGGAAGACGACGACGAUAUGGUCUUGACCCAGGUGCAGCCUGAGUCUCAGACGUCAACACAGCCUUUUGAGAAGGAGCCAACUCCGGCAAAUACACAGGAGCACCGUUCGUCCCCUGCCCGUCGCACAACGGGAGGCUCAUUCCAUUCGGCGCAAGAGGAGCGUGAUGAAACGGUCGAGCCCGUUCAACCCGAGCCAUCCCCGAAGAAGCCCAGCGACGAGCCUUCUCCCGAAUCCCCGCCGAAGAAUCAAGAAGCGGAACCGACCGAAAAUUCUAGCCCAGUGCAACAAAAGACGUCCGAGCCGAUAAAGGAACCGGAACCCGCGCACGAACCUGCCCCAGAACCGGAGACGGCGCAUGAAGAGGAGCAACAGAAAGUCGAUGAAGAACAUGUCGACGAGCAGGAACCGGAGCCGGAAUUGAAACCCGAAGAUCACGCAGCGCAAACACCUGCCAAGUCGUCGCCCGUGAAAGCCCCUAUGGAAGCCCCCGUGGAGCCUUCUUCCGAGCCUCAGCAUGAGCAAAAUGAAGAAGAGAACCAAGAAGACGAAGAGAAUGAUGAUGAGAAGGAUGAGAUGGCUCUUGACGAUAACCUCGACGACAUCGGAUCCCCUUCGGAUGGUUCGACACCGGAGCGCCCCCCGAUCCGCAAGAGCAGCUUGUCAUUCGCAUCGCUCCCUGCCCGCGAACCGCUGAUGAAGAGAAGUCUGGGAGGCUCAAGGCUUUCUCGCACCAGCCACAUCGAUACUUCCAAACUCGGUGGUAUCGGUGGUUCUAACUAUCUUGGCAGGCAGACGGGUGGCCACAGGAUGACCCAGGCAGCUGCUGAUGACAAUGCAUCGCUAAAUGAUAAAAUGGACGUUGAUAAGAACAAAGAGACUGUUCGUGAUGAUGACCAGGAUGCGGAGACCCGGGCCAGCAAACUACACACCAAAUCUUCCACCCAGCGGCUUCAUGAGAAAAUCAGCAUGCUCGGAAAGCUUCAGCCGUCGCGACCCACGAAAUCCAUUCCCUCGGCCCCCAGUUUGGCUCCUACGACGCAAGUGUCAUAUCCCGAACUUCCAUCAGCGAAGCCGGAGAGCAAGCCGGAGGAGAACAGUCGCAAGUCCCACGAGGAGACGCCGGCGCCGGAGCCUAUGGCGGUCGACGACGAUUGGAUCAAGCCCUUCAGCUCGCCUUACAAGACCAUGCCCAAAACCCAGACAAAGGAUCUUGGAGAGAAGAAACCCUCUCCGGCUACCGAAACGGAUCGCAGCUCGAAGAAAGAUAACGCUUCCAUUUUCCGCAUCGACAGCACGAAUGAUGGAGAGAAAUCUAGGGCCAGCGCAAAGCAAUCUUCCGAAGAAGCCCGCGAAAAAUCCUCCACGCCGGUCUAUGCAUCGCCGCACCGCUCCUUCCACAAGCGAAACGGAUCCUUUUCCUACAACGACUCUCAACGGUCUACUACGCCAGUCGGCUCUCCCUCGCGUCAUCAGGAUGGUCCGAUCAGCGCUUCCAAGUCCCGACUACAGUCCAUCGUUAGAUCUGCGAGGGGCCUUUUCUCGAACGCCGGAGGUGUUUCUGCAGCCGCCAGAGUUGAGGCCUCUUCUCCCAGCGAGCCGCCCAGCGUUGCUCCUCAGCCUCGUGAGCGCGCCAACACGGAUGCCGCCAGUAAGAAGCAACUGUCUGCUCAGCCUUCGAGUCCACGACCCGAGGGCCGCAGAACUCGGAGCUCGACGGAGCAGAAGCGCAAGCAGAAGGAGUUGGAGGAUAGAAAGCGCGAGGAGGAGGAAGAGGAAGAACGAGCCGAGAAGGCCAGAGAAGAGAAGCAGCGGGCGGCUCAACUAAAGGCUGCCCAGGAGAAGGCUGCACAAGAGAAGGCCGCGCAGGAGAAGGCCGCGCAGGAGAAGGCCGCGCAGGAGAAAGCUGCUGCAGAACAGGAGGCCCGUGCUGCUCAGAAUUCGACCUCCAUCACGGCCCCAACCCCUCAGCGGAUCCCUCAGAUGCAAAGGCAUACGUCGAGGGAACCGGAAGCUACUUCCCAGGCAUCCAAGCAGAAUCCUGAGCGCCGACCUGUCAAGCCCAACCGGGAAACGCUGCAGAAGCCCAAACCUCAGCCCGUGUCUAUCCGAGUGGGUAGUGCUCUUUCUCGACAGAUCCCGAUGGCGUCCAGCGUGACCGAAUCGAACCUUCCUGCGCCCACGCCAGCUUCGACUUCUAAGCAACCCGGUCUCAAGAAGAAGGCCAGUAACACUUCCUUGCACACUGCGUCCUCGAACAGCAGUUUCAAGAGCACAGCGUCCACCCAGUCGCAACGGAAAGUCCAGCUCGCAAGUGAGAGGAAGAGGGAGCAAGAGGAGCGCGAGGCACGUCGCAAGGAAGAACAGAGGCGUGAGUUGGAGCGCCGACGGGCUGCUCAGCAGCAAGAAGAGGCGCGUCGUCAGGAGAUGCGAAGUCGUGCCGAGAAUGAACGGCGGGAGCGACUUGCCGCUGAGGACCCUAAGAAGGCCGCUCAGAUGCAGGCAAUUGAAAAGCGAAGACUGGAGAAUGCCCGGCGAUUGGAGAGACAGGGGAGUCAGCAGCCUAGUGACACGGCACCAUCGACGGCGCCUCAGUCCGCACAGCCCGGUCGGCCUGCGUCCAGACUUGGAUCUAUUCAGCCUUUUGGUCGUUCGAUAAACCCCCCUCAACCUAACCCGGCCAAACCACCAAAGCGCGGGUUGGACGAGGAGGCGAGCCAUCGCCCGGCUGCAACGAAGACCAGCACCAUCCAGCCUUCCGGCGAGACCAAGCGGAGAAGAACGGAAGACGAACACAACCCCGUUAUGCGACCUACGAUGGCGCCGCCUAUUCGUCAGUCGAAUAUCCGGAAGGAAUCCAACAUCCGAAAAGAUCCUACAAAGCCUUCUAUCUUCAGUCACGGUAAACCCUCCAUGUCACACCAGGCUGGAUCGUCGAUCUUCAAGACUGCUCAGCCUCAGAGGCCUGCUCACCCCAUGGACAUGGCCAAAUACACGACCGGCAAGAUUCCGUUCGCGGAGCCCUCGAACGCCCAACCCGCUCAACAGUCCGCGCCGCACAAGACUCCUGGUGCCAGCUCAUCGCAGAAGGCCCCGGCCAAGCCGUCGCCCAAGUACCCCAGCGGCGAGAACAUCCAUCUCCCCGAGAUCGCCACCGACAGCGAAGACGAAGACUCGGAGGCCGAGAUGCUCCCCGUGCCGAAAUGGGCUCAGCCCAAGGAGCUCGAGAGCCUUCUCCGCCAGCAGGAGGGAAUGGAGGUGGACUCCAUCUUCGGGCCCAUCGCUCCCUUCUCGCUCGAGGACACCUUCAAGGCCGACAAGAAGAUCAAGAAAUUCCGCGAGCGAACCAGCAGUGCGAACUGGGCCGGCACCGACGCAUUGACGCAGGAGGAGAUCCGUCGCGAUCUGGCCGAGCGACAACGUUUGCGCUUGAAUGGCGGGUGGACCUUUGGCAAUUAAUUCCCUCCUUUUUUUUACUUUCCAUUUUCUUUCUUACCACUUGGACUUUUGACUAUUUAUCUCACUGGUUCUAUUUCUUCUGGGCUCAACCUUCAUGGCAUGGUGGUGUUUUCUAUUUUUUUGCGAGUUCAUUCUAAUCAUGAUGUAUCGUAUCGUAUCAUCCAGGGGGUUCUGGUGGUUUAGGUUUCUGUUUUUGUGCGGUUGUUUUAUUCCCAUAGAGCUUAGGUUUGAUCAAUGAUGAAUGGCUCUUUUAAC